Molecule: messenger RNA, 1164 nt
Organism: Vitis riparia (riverbank grape)
Lineage: Eukaryota; Viridiplantae; Streptophyta; Magnoliopsida; Vitales; Vitaceae
Product: vacuolar protein sorting-associated protein 24 homolog 1
Exons: 6
Coding region: 214-900 (228 amino acids)
Biological process (GO): endosome transport via multivesicular body sorting pathway; protein transport; late endosome to vacuole transport
Cellular component (GO): ESCRT III complex; multivesicular body
Source: RefSeq, a predicted model, not a curated record
AGAAACGACUCAGAUCAGACAUCGGCAAGCCGAUUCUACAAAUGGGUAACGAAGAAGCCGCGUAACAACUGCAAGGCAGCAACCGAAAGCAAACCCAAAACAAAACCCGUAGAGACUCAGGUCAAGCUGUUUUGCCUUUCCCCAUUUUUGGUUUGCAGGGAAUAUAUAAUCGGUGGUGUUGAUCAUCGGAUCUUGAAAACAGGGGUUUUAGGAAUGGAGAAAGUGAUGAAUAUUUUGAAACCCAAACCAAACCCACAGCAACAACUCAGAGAUUGGCAACGGAAACUCCGUCAAGAGUGUCGCAACAUCGAACGCCAAAUUCGAGAUAUACAGAGAGAAGAGAAAGGUGUGCAGAAAGCAAUUAGGGAAGCAGCCAAGAGAAAUGACAUGGUGUCUGCUAAGACACUUGCUAUGGAAAUUGUGAGAUCUAGAAGAACAGUAAACCGUCUUCAUGAAAACAAGGCUCAAUUGAAUUCUAUAUCAAUGCACCUUGGGGAAAGUGUUGCAAUUGCUCGUACGGUGGGGCAUUUGUCCAAGAGUGCAGAGGUAAUGAAACUUGUUAAUAACCUCAUGAAGGCUCCUGAAGUGGCUGUCACGAUGCAAGAAUUCAGCAAAGAAAUGACUAAGGCAGGGGUGAUCGAGGAGAUUGUGAAUGAUGCUGUUGACACAGCACUGGAUUCUGAGGACAUAGAAGAGGAGAUUGAAGAAGAAGUUGACAAGGUCUUAACUGCAAUUGCUGGUGAGACUGCUGCACAGCUGCCUGAAGCAGUCAGGAAGGAAAGGGUAAAGCAACCUGCCCAGACAGCAGAAGCUGAUGAUGAGGAAGCAAUCGCUGAGGGUGCUGAUGAUGAGGAAGAACUAGAAGAAAUAAGGGCCAGACUUGCCAAAGUUAGGUCCUAGUUUAAUUCUGACUCUACCCCCUCCCACUUAUGGGGGCUAACAAGACGAGUAUGUUAACUUUCAUAAAGGCCUUGUUAUCGGCUUCAGAUUUCAGUAGAUGAAACCCACGUCACCCUGGGAGAGAGUGUUGAAGAAAUGCCUGUAUAUUCUACCACAAUCAGGUUAUGAAAUACACAACGCUUGCUGUUAUUUAUGCAGAGAUUUGGAUACAAAAACAUCAUUGCAUUAAUCAUUAAUUAUCCCUGUAGUAUAGAUGUCUGCUAA